AUGAGCAAGCGGCGGGCGGAGCCGGAGGACGCGGCGCCGGGCGAACCGAGAGCACUCCUGUCCUCUGCCUGCAUGCAGGCGGCUGCCGGAUGCUGCGCUUCACUGGCCCAGUCUGGCCGCGGAUUGCGGACGCUCGGGCCCGCGCUGCGCAUCCCCGCAGACGCCACCGCACUGGAUGUUUCCCACAACCUGCUUCGGGCACUAGAUGUUGGGCUCCUGGCGAACCUCUCGGCACUGACAGAGCUGGACAUAAGCAACAACAGGAUUUCUACGUUAGAAGAAGGAACAUUUGCUAAUUUAUUUAAUUUAAGUGAAAUAAACCUGAGCGGGAACCCGUUGGAGUGUGAUUGUGGACUGGCGUGGCUGCCGCGCUGGGCAGAGGAGCAGCAGGUCCAUGUAGUGCAGCCUGAGGCGGCCACAUGCGCGGGGCCUGGCCCCCUGGCUGGCCGGCCCCUUCUCCAAGUCCCCUUGUCUGGUAGUGGCUGUGGUGAGGACUAUGUCGCCUGCCUCCCCAACAACAGCUUGGGCGCUGUGGCGCUGGUGACCUUCUCAGCUGCCCAUGAGGGCCCGCUGUUGCCCGAGGCCUGCAGUGCCUUCUGCUUUUCCGCUGGCCAGGACCUUGCAGCCCUCUCAGAGCAGGGCCACUGCCUGUGCGGGGUGGCCCAACCCCCCAACACCUCCUCCGCCUGCCUGCCCUUCUGCUCUGGCUCCCCACUGCCCCAUACCCCUGCCUGCAGGGGCCCCACCCUCCUCCAGAAUGUCUUCCCUGCCUCCCCAGGGACCGCCCUGGUGGGGCCCCAAGGACCCCUGGCCUCUGGCCAGCUAGCAGCCUUCCGUAUCACUGCCUCACUGCCCAUCAGCUCCACACACUGGGACUUCGGCGAUGGCUCCCCUGAAGUGGACAUCACUGGUCCGACUGCCACUCACCGCUAUGUACUGCCCGGGCACUAUCAAGUGACAGCUGUGCUGACCCUGGGGGCUGGCUCAGCUAGGCUAGGGACAGAAGUGCAAGUGGAGGCAGCUCCUGCUACCCUGGAGCUCAUAUGUCCAGCCUCAGUGCACAGCGAUGAGACCCUUGAGCUUGGUAUCCGAAAUCGUGGUGGCUCAGGCCUUGAGGCCACCUACAGCAUUGUGGCCCUGAACGAGGAGCCGGCCCAAGUGGUGCACCCGCUGUGCCCCUCCGACACCGAGGUCUUCCCUGGAAAUGGGCACUGUUACCGCCUGGUGGCGGAGAAGGCGGCCUGGCUGCAGGCGCAGGAGCAGUGCCGGGCCUGGGCCGGGGCCGCCCUCGCCAUGGUGGACAGUCCUGCCAUCCAGCACUUCCUGGUCUCCCGGGUCACCAGGAGCCUAGACGUGUGGAUUGGCUUCUCGGCUGUGGAAGGCACUGAGGCAGGCACAUUGUCGCAGGGUGAGGCCUUCAGCCUGGAGAGCUGCCAGAACUGGCUGCCCGGGGAGCCACACCCCGCCACAGCAGAGCGCUGUGUGAGGCUUGGACCUGCCGGGCAGUGCAACACGGACCUGUGCUCGGCGUCACAUAGCUAUGUCUGUGAGCUGCGGCCUGGAGGCCCUGUGUGGGACUCGGAGAACUUCCUCGUGGGGGCGCCAAGCGGAGACCUGCAGGAACCCCUGAGCCCCCUGGCUCAGCAGGAGGCGCUCUCAGCGCCCCAGGAGCUCGUCGAGGUGAUGGUGUUCCCUGGCCUAGGCCUGAACCACGAAGCCUUCCUCAUUACUGCGGAGUUUGGGACUCAGGAACUUGGCCGGCCUGCCCAGAUGCGUCUGCAGGUGUACCGACCUAUGGGAGAAGCAGGAGCCUCAGAAAACAGCAGCAAGCCCGAGAGUAGGUUCCUAAACAACAGGACUGAGCCGGCGCCUGCGUGCAUGCCAGAGGGUCUCCGGUGCCCCAAAUCCAACAUCUGCCUGCCACUGGACAGCCCUUGCCACCUUCAGACCUGUGCCAAUGGGUCCACGUCAGGGCCAUGGGCUUCCUAUGUACUGUGGAGGGAGUUUCUCUUCUCUGUGCCUGCGGGUCCCCCUGCCCAGUACUCGGUUGCCUUCCGUGGCCAGGAUGGCCCCCUCCUCCCUGGUGACCUCAUAGGCUUGCAGCAUGAUGCCGGCCCGGGCGCCUUCCUGCGCUGCACACCAGCAUUCGGCCGCCCAGGCCCCAAGGCCUCAUACCUCUCUACCAAUGCCUCGGCCUGGCUGGCCUGCCUGCCCACCCAACUGGAGGCUGGCUGGGCUGGCCAGGCCUGUGCCCUGCGGCUGCUUACUGCCACAGAGAGGCUCACUCCUUUGCUGGGCCUGAGGCCCAACCCAGGGCUUCAGCGGCCAGGACACUAUGAGGUCCGGGCCUCGGUGGGCAAUAGUGUGUCCAGGCGCAACUUGUCCUGCAGCUUUGACGUGCUUUCCCCGGUGGCCGGGCUGCGGGUCAUCUAUCCCAUCCCCCAUGAUGGCCUCUUCUACAUGUCCACCAACGGCUCAACCUUGGUGCUCCAGGUGGACUCCGGUUCCAAUGCCACAGCCACGGUGCGCUGGCCUGGGGACAACAUCAGUGCGCCUUUCGAGGCCACCUGCCCUGAUUCAGUGGUUGCUCUGGUGCCCAGCUGUGCCAGUGAGGCCAACGACACCCUGUUCUCUGUGCUGGCGCUGCCCAGGCUCAGUGAGGGCAAGCAUUCAGUGGAGGUGGUGGUGGAGAACAGUGCCGGCCAGGCCAACCUCAGCCUGUGGGUGAAGGCGGAGGAGCCCAUCUGUGGCCUCCGAGCCACACCCAGUCCCGAGGCCCGUGUGCUGCAGGGUGUCCUGGUGAGGUACAGCCCCAUGGUGGAGGCCGGCUCAGAUGUGGUCUUCCGCUGGACCAUCGAUGACAAGCAGUCUUUGACCUUCCAUAAUGUGGUCUUCAAUGUCAUCUACCAGAGUGCUGCUAUCUUCAAGCUUUCGCUGACGGCCACCAACCACGUCAGCAAUGUCACUGUGAACUACAACGUCACUGUGGAGCGGAUGCACAGGAUGCGGGGCCUGCAAGUGUCUGCAGUGCCAGCCGUGCUGCCUCCCAAUGCCACGCUGGCGGUCGCGGCCGCUGUGCUGGUAGACUCGGCUGUGGAGGUGGCCUUUCUGUGGACCUUCGGGGAUGGGGAGCAGGUGAUUGGCCAGUUCAAGCCUCCAUACGAUGAGUCCUUCCAGGUCCCAGACCCUAUGGUGGCCCAGGUGCUAGUGGAGCACAACACCACACACACCUAUACUGUCCCAGGUGAGUACAACCUGACCCUGCUUGUGUCCAACACGUUCGAGAACUUGACGCAGCUGGUGCCUGUGAGUGUGCGCCCCACUCUGCCAGCCAUGGCCGUGGCUGUGGGCAGUGCUGUCCUGGUGGCCGGCCGGCCCAUCACCUUCUCCCCACACCCACUGCCCUCACCUGGGGGUGUCCUGUACACGUGGGACUUCGGGGAUGGUUCCCCAGCCGUGACACAGCACCAGCCAGUGAUCAACCACACAUACACCUCGAGGGGCACAUACCACAUCCGCCUGGAGGUCAACAACACAGUAAGCAGCGUGGCGGCGUGCGCCGGUGUCCGCAUCUUCGAGGAGCUCCGAGGCUUGACCGUGAGCCUGAGCCCGGCUGUGGAGCAGGGCAUGCCUGUGGUGGUCAGUGCCACCCUAGAGUCAGGCGACAAUGUCACAUGGACUUUUGACAUGGGAGAUGGCACAGUGCUCAUGGGUCCUGAGGCCAUGGUAGAGCACGUGUACCUGCGGGCACAAAACUGCACAGUGACUGUGGGUGCAUCUAGCCCUGCUGGCCACCUGGCCCAGAGCCUGCCUGUGCAAGUCUUCGUCCUGGAGGUGCUCUGGAUUGACCCUGCGGCCUGCAUACCUGUGCAACCCCAGGCCCAGCUUAUGGCCCACGUCACUGGGGACCCUGCGAACUAUGUCUUCGAUUGGACCUUCGGGGACGGCUCAUCCAACACGACCAUCUGGGGGGAUCCGACAGUGAUGCAUAAUUUCACACGGAGUGGCACGUUCCCGCUGGUGCUCAUCCUGUCAAGCCGUGUGAACAAGGCACAUUACUUCACCAGUGUGUGCGUGGAGCCCGAGGUGGGCAAUGUCACUCUGCUGCCUGAGAGGCAAUUUGUGCGGCUUGGAGAUGAGGCCCGGCUGGUAGCCCUCACCUGGCCCUCAUUCACCUACCGCUACAUCUGGGACUUUGGCACUGAGGACACGCCCUGUGUUGGGGGCCCUGAGGCCACAUUCACCUACUGGGAUGUGGGCUCCUACCUGGUGACAGUGACCGUGUCCAACAACAUCUCGGCUGCCAACGACUCAGCACUUGUGGAGGUGCAGGAGCCUGUGGAGCUCGUGAGCAUCAGGGUCAACGCCUCUCGUGCGCUGGAGCUGCAGCAGCCCUACCUAUUCUCCACUGUGGGCCGUGGGCGUCCCGCCACCUACCUGUGGGAGCUGGGGGAUGGCGGGCGACUCGAAGGCCCUGCGGUCACACACACCUACACCAGUAUAGGCCACUUCACUCUCAGAGUGGCCGGCUGGAACCAAGUGAGUCGUGGUGAGGCCUGGCUGAACGUCUCAGUACAGCAGCGUGUGCGGGGGCUUAGCGUCAAUGCCAGCCGCACGGUGGUGCCCCUGAAUGGCAGUGUGAGCUUCAGCACUUCACUGGAGGCGGGCAGCGACAUGCACUACUCCUGGGUGCUGUGCGACCGCUGCACACCUAUCCCUGGGGGCCCCACUAUCUCUUACACCUUCCGCUCCGUGGGCACCUUCAACAUCAUUGUCACGGCUGAGAACGAGGUGGGUGCCGCCCAGGAUAGCAUCUUCAUCUACGUCCUGCAGCGCAUUGAGGGGCUACAGGUGACUGGUGGCGGUGGUGGCUGCUGCUUCCCCACCAACCGCACGCUUCAACUACAGGCUGUGGUCAGGGAUGGCACCAACAUCUCCUAUAGCUGGAUUGCCCAGCGGGACAGUGGCCCAACCCUGGCUGGCAGUGGUAAAACCUUUUCACUUACUGUACUUGAGGCGGGCACUUAUGUUGUCCAGCUGCGGGCCACCAACAUGCUGGGCAGUGCCUUGGCCAACCGCACUGUGUACUUUGUGGAGCCUGUGGGGUGGCUGGCCGCGGCUGCCUCCCCAAACCCGGCCACUGUCAAUGCAAGUGUCACCCUUAACGCCGAGCUGGCUGGCGGUAGCGGUGUUGUUUACACCUGGUCCCUGGAGGAAGGGCUAAGCUGGGAGACCCGAGAGCCAUCCACCACCCACGCCUUUCCCACUCCUGGCCUGUACCUGGUCACGGUUACAGCCAAGAAUCAGCUGGGCUUGAUCAACACCACCAUCGAGAUAGCUGUGCAGGUGCCUGUGAGUGGCCUCAGCAUCAGGGCUGGCGAGCUAGAUGGCAGCUUUGUGGUAGCCGGCUCCACUGUGCCUUUCUGGGGGCAUUUGGCCUCGGGCACCAACGUGAGCUGGUGCUGGGCUGUUCCAGGUGGCAGCAGGCACGGCCAGCAUGUUGCUGUGGUCUUCCCUGGUGCUGGUACCUUCUCUGUUCAGCUCAACGCCUCCAAUGCAGUCAGCUGGGUCGUAGCCACGCAUAACCUCACGGUGGAGGAGCCUAUCGUGGGCCUGGUGCUGUGGGCCAGCAACAAAGUGGCAGAGCCUGGACAGCUGGUCCACUUUCAGAUCCUGCUAGCCACUGGCUCAGCCGUCAGCUUCCGCCUGCAGAUUGGCGGGGCCAGCCUCGAGGCACUCCCAGGGCCCCACUUUUCCCGCAGCUUUCCCCGGGUUGGGGACUAUACGGUGAGCGUCCAGGCUGAGAACCAUGUGAGCCGAGCGCAGGCACAGGUGCACAUACUGGUACUGGAGGCCGUGGGUGGGCUCCAGGUGCCCAACUGCUGCGAGCCAGGCAUCGCUACAGGCACUGAAAAGAAUUUCACGGCCCGGGUACAGCGGGGGACCCGCGUUGCCUAUGCAUGGUACUUCUCCUUACAGAAAGUUCAGGGAGACUCACUGGUCAUCCUGUCAGGCCGUGACGUCACCUAUACGCCAGUGGCUGCAGGGCUAUUAGAGAUCCACGUGCGUGCCUUUAAUGAGCUAGGCGGUGUGAACCAUACGCUCGUGGUCGAGGUCCAGGACAUCAUCCAGCACGUGGCACUGCGCAGCGGCCGCUGCUUCACCAAUCGCUCAGCCCGGUUUGAAGCCGUCACGAGCCCCAGUGCUCGGCAUGUGGCCUACCACUGGGAUUUUGGGGACGGAGCCCUGGCAGAGGAUACAGAGGAUCCAUGGGCCAACCAUUCCUACCUACACCCCGGGGACUAUCGUGUGGAGGUGAAUGCCUCCAACCUGGUGAGCUUCUUUGUGGCACAGGCCACGGUCACUGUCCACAUACUGGCGUGCCGGGAGCCCAAGGUGGAUGUAGCCCUGCCCCCGCAAGUGCUGAUGCGGCGCUCCCAGCGCAACUACCUUGAGGCCCACGUCGAUCUGCGUGGUUGUGUCACCUACCAGACUGAGUACCGCUGGGAGGUGUACCGCGCCACCAGCUGCCAGCGGCCUGGACGCAUGACCCGUGUGGCCCUGCCUGGCGUGGAUAUGAGCCGGCCCCAGCUGGUCGUGCCUCGCCUGGUGCUGCCUGUGGGCCACUACUGCUUUGUGUUCGUGGUGUCAUUUGGGGACACACCGCUGGCGCAGAGCAUCCAAGCCAAUGUGACAGUGGCCCCCGAGCGCCUAGUGCCCAUUGUCGAGGGUGGCUCGUACCGAGUGUGGUCAAACACACAGGACUUGGUGCUGGACGGGAGCAAGUCCUACGACCCCAACUUGGAGGAUGGGGACCAAACGCCACUCAGCUUCCACUGGGCCUGCGUGGCCUCAACGCAGAGUGGGACUGGUGGAUGUGCGCUGAACUUCGGGCCUCGUGGCAGCAGUGUGGUCACCAUCCCUCGGGAGCGCCUGCAAGCCGGUGUGGAGUACACCUUCAACCUGACCGUGUGGAAGGCUGGCCGGAAGGAGGAGGCCACCAACCAGACGGUGCUGAUCCGGAGCGGUCAGGUGCCCAUAGUGUCCUUGGAGUGCGUGUCCUGCAAGGCACAGGCAGUGUAUGCAGUGAGCCGCAGCUCCUAUGUAUACCUGGAGGGCCGCUGUGACAACUGCAGUGGGGGCUCCAAACGAGGGCGCUGGGCUGUGAGCACCUUCAGCAACAAGACACUGGUGCUGGACGAGACAACCACGUCCACAGGCAGCUCAGGCAUGCGGCUGGUGGUACGGCGCGGUGUGCUGCGGGACGGCGAGGGCUAUACGUUCACGCUCACUGUGCUGGGUCUCUCCGGGGAGGAGGAGGGCUGCGCCUCCAUCCGCCUCUCCCCCAACCGCCCUCCACUGGGGGGUUCCUGCCACCUCUUCCCAGUGGAUGCUGUGCGUGCCCUCACCACCAAGGUGCACUUCGAGUGCACAGGCUGGCAGGACGCAGAGGAUGCAGGCGCCCCAUUGGUGUAUGCCCUGCUGCUGCGGCGCUGCCGCCAGGGCCACUGCGAGGAGUUCUGUGUCUACAAGGGCAGUCUCUCCACGUAUGGGACUGUGCUGCCCCCUGGCUUUGCGCCCCACUUUGAGGUGGACCUGGCUGUGGUGGUGCAGGACCAGCUGGGUGCUUCUGUGGUCGCCCUCAACAGGUCUCUGGCCAUCACCCUGCCAGAGCCCCCAGGAGACUCCCUGGGCAGCCCCCUGGACCUCACCCCCUGGCUGCACAGCCUCACGGAGAGCUUACUGCCCAGGCUACUAAGACAGGCUGACCCCCAGCACGUCAUUGAGUACUCACUGGCCCUCAUCACCGUGCUCAAUGAGUAUGAGCAGGACCUGGCUGUGGCAGCAGAGCCAGAUUCUAGGUGGCAGCUACGAGCCCAGAUACGCAAGAACAUCACAGAGACCCUGGUCUCCCUGAGGGUCAACACCGUGGACGACAUCCAGCAGAUAUCAGCAGUGCUGGCCCAAUGCAUGGUGUCCAGCAAGGAGCCCGUGUGCCACUCGUGCCUAAAGAAGACACUGCACAAGCUGGAGGCCAUGAUGCGUGUCCUGCAGGCCGAAACCGCUGCAGGCACCGGGACGCCCACUGCCAUUGCCGACAGCAUCCUCAACAUCACAGGUGACCUCAUCCACCUGGCCAGCUCUGAUGUGCAGGACUCGCAGCCCUCAGAGAUAGGGGCUGAGCCACCCUCACUGAUGGUGGCAUCCAGGGCCUACCACCUGUCAUCAGCCCUCAUGUGCAUCCUUAUGCGUUCCCGAGUGCUCAAUGAGGAGCCCCUGACCCUGGCGGGUGAGGAGAUCGUGGCACAGGGCAAGCGCUCAGACCCGCUGAGCCUGCUGUGCCAGGGCAAUGCCUCGGUCCCUGGCUGUCACUUCUCCAUCCCCACUGCCUUCAGUGGGGCCCUGUCCAACCUCAGCGAUGUGGUGCAGCUCAUCUUUCUUGUUGACUCCAACCCGUUUCCUUUCGGCUACAUCAGCAACUACACUGUCUCCACCAAGGUGGCAUCCAUGGCCUUCCAGACGCAGACUGGUGCCCAGAUCCCCAUUGGGCGGUUGGCCUCAGAGCGUGCCAUCACCGUGAAGGUGCCCAACAGCUCUGACCAGGCUGCAUGGGGCCACCGCAUCCCUGCCAGCUCUGCCAUCGUCCCACCCCGGGCCUCGGUCAGUGCUGUGGUCGCCCCCGAGCACAGCAACCCUGAGGCCGGACUACACCUACAGCUCACUUACACAGUGCUGAAUGAGCACUACCUGUCUGAGGAGCCUGAGCCCUACCUGACUGUUUAUCUGCACUUGGCACCAUGGCCCAACGAGCACAACUGCUCAGCCAGCAGGAAGAUUAGCCUGGAGGCACUGGCCGGCAAGGACCAUAGGCCCUAUACUUUCUUCAUUGCUCCAGGGACCAGAGACCUGGGUGGGAGUUACUACCUGAACCUGACCAGCCAUUUCCACUGGUCGGCGCUGGAAGUGUCUGUGGGUCUGUAUACAUCUCUGUGCCAGUACUUCAGCGAGAAGGACAUGAUGUGGCGAACGGAGGGGCUUGUGCCCCUAGAGGAGACCUCGCCCAGCCAGGCCGUCUGCCUCACCCGCCACCUCACUGCCUUUGGAGCCAGCCUCUUCGUGCCCCCCAGCCAUGUCCACUUCAUCUUUCCUGAGCCGGCCUCUAGCAUGAACUACAUCGUCCUGCUGACAUGUGCCGUGUGCCUGGUGACUUACGCAGUCAUGGCUGUGAUCCUGCGUAAGCUGGACCAGCUGGACAUCAGCCGGGUCCGUGUUAUCCCUUUCUGUGGUAAGGGGGGCCGCUUCAAGUAUGAGAUCCUGGUAAAGACCGGAUGGGGCCGAGGCUCAGGUACCACGGCGCAUGUGGGCAUCAUGCUAUAUGGGGCAGACAGCCGGAGUGGCCACCGGCACCUGGAUGGGGACAGAGCCUUCCACCGCAACAGCCUGGAUAUCUUUCAGAUCGCUACCCCACACAGCCUGGGCAGUGUGUGGAAGAUCCGUGUGUGGCACGACAAUAAAGGGCUCAGCCCUGCCUGGUUCCUGCAGCACAUCAUUGUCCGAGACCUGCAGACCACCCGCAGCACCUUCUUCUUGGUUAACGACUGGCUGUCAGUGGAGACUGAGGCUAAUGGGGGCCUGGUGGAAAAGGAGGUGCUGGCAGCAAGUGACGUGGCCCUUCGGCGUUUCCAGCGCCUGCUGGUGGCUGAGCUCCAGCGUGGCUUCUUUGACAAGCACAUCUGGCUCUCUAUAUGGGACCGGCCACCUCGAAGCCGCUUCACUCGAGUCCAGCGGGCCACCUGCUGUGUCCUCCUCCUCUGCCUCUUCCUGGGUUCCAAUGCCAUGUGGUAUGGGGUCGUGGGAGACACUGCCUACAGUGUGGGACCCGUGUCCAGUCUGAUCCCACUGAGUGUUGACACGAUCGCCGUUGGCCUGGUGUCCAGCGUGGUUGUCUAUCCCAUCUACCUGGUCAUCCUGUUCCUCUUCCGAAUGUCCCGGAGCAAGGUGGCUGGGGGCCCAAGCCCCACCCCCACGGGACAGCACGUCCUAGACAUUGACAGCUACCUGGACUCAUCUGUGCUGGACAGCUCCUUCCUCGCCUUCCCUGGGCUCCGUGCUGAGGCCUUUGCUGGACAAAUGAAAAGCGACUUACUUCUGGAUGAUUCCAAAAGCCUGGUGUGCUGGCCGUCCAGCGAAGGCACACUCAGUUGGCCAGACUUGCUGAGCGACCCGUCCAUCAUGGGCAGCACCCUGCAGCGGCUGGCCCGGGGCCGGAUGGGCCACACGCUGAGCCCAGAGGAAGACGGUCUCUCCCUGGUCAGCCCCUCCUCCCCUACCAAAUACUUCUCAGCUUCAGAUGAAGACCUGAUCCGGCAGAUCCUGGCUGAAGGGACCAGCAGCCUGGCCCCUACCCAGGACACUCAAGUGGAAACGGACCUGCUCACUGGCCUGUCCAGCGCUCCUGGGGAGAAGACCGAGACCCUGAUGCUGCAGAGGCUGGGUGAGAGGGGGCUGUCCAGCCUGGGCCUGACCUGGGAGCAGCCCCAGUCAGCAAAGCUCUCCAGGACAGGGCUGGUGGAAGGUCUGCGGAAGCAGUUGCUGCCGGCCUGGUGUACACUCCUGGCCCAUGUGCUCAGCCUCCUACUGGUGGCUGUGGCCGUAGGGGUCUCAGGGUGGGUCGGUGCCAGCUUUCCCCCUGGCGUGAGUGUCAUGUGGCUCCUCUCAAGCAGCUCCAGCUUCCUGGCCUCAUUUCUUGGCUGGGAGCCACUCAAGGUCCUGCUGGAAGCCUUGUACUUCUCACUGGUGGCCAAGAGGCUUCACCCUGAUGAGGAUGACACUCUGGUGGAGAGCCCAGCUGUGACACCUGUGAGUGAACGUGUGCCCCGAGUGCGGCCACCCCACGGCUUUGCACUCUUUCUGGCAAAGGAAGAAGCCCGAAAGGUCAAGAGGCUGCAUGGGAUGCUGAAGAGCCUCCUGGUAUACAUGCUUUUCCUACUGGUGACGCUACUGGCCAACUACGGGGAUGCUUCAUGCCACAGCCAUGCUUACCGCCUGCAAAGCGCCAUCAGGCAGGAGCUAGACAGCCGGGCCUUCCUGGCCAUCACCCGGACUGAUGAGUUCUGGCCAUGGAUGUCCCAUGUACUGCUCCCAUACGUCCACGGGAACCAGUCCAGCCCAGAGCUUGGGCCCCCACGGUUGCGGCAGGUGCGGCUGCAGGAAGCACUCUGCCCAGACCCUCCUGGCACAGGAGUGCAUGCAUGCUCAGCAUCCUCAGGCGGCUUCAGCACCAGCGACUAUGGCAUUGGCUGGGGGAGUGCUGUCCACAACAGCUCUAAGACGUGGGCCUACUCCACACCAGACCUGCUAGGCGUCUGGUACUGGGGGUACUGCGCCGUGUAUGACAGCGGGGGCUACGUGCAGGAGCUGGGACUGAGCCUGGAAGAGAGCCGCGCACAGCUGGGCUUCCUCCAGCUGCACAACUGGAUCGACAACAGAAGCCGCGCCGUGUUCGUGGAGCUCACGCGCUACAGCCCGGCCGUGGGGCUGCACGCCGCCGUCACACUGCGCCUGGAGUUCCCUGUGGCUGGACGCGCGGUGGCAGCCCUCAGCGUCCGCCCAUUUGCACUGCGGCGCCUGAGCGCUGGCCUCUCGCUGCCGCUGCUCACCACGGUGAGCCUGCUGCUGUUCGCGCUGUACUUCUCUUUGGCGGAAGUGCGUGCCUGGCGUAGGGAGGGGCGUGUGCGCAUGGUGCGGCCUGGGGCCUGGGCGCGGUGGCUGCUGGUGGUGCUGACUGCAGCAGCGGCGCUCGUGCGCCUGGCCCAGCUAGGCGCCGCCGAUAGCCAGUGGACGCGCUUCGUGCGCCGUCGUCCGCGCCGUUUCACCAGCUUUGAGCAGGUCGCACAGCUGAGCGCCGCGGCCCGGGGCCUGGCCGCCUCUUUGCUCUUCCUGCUCUUGGUCAAGGCCGCCCAGCAACUGCGCUUUGUGCGUCAGUGGUCGGUUUUUGGGAAGACACUGUGCCGGGCCCUGCCGGAGCUCCUGGGAGCAGCCUUAGGCUUGGUGGUGCUCGCUGUGGCCUACGUCCAGCUGGCUGUUCUGCUGGUAUCGUCCUGUGUGGACUCACUUCAGAGUGCUGCCCAGGCCCUCUGGGUGCUGUGCCCAGGGGCUGGGGGUCCCGCCCUGUGCCCUGCCGAGUCCUGGCGCCUGUCCCCCCUUCUGUGCACCGGGCUCUGGGCACUGCGCCUAUGGGGUGCCCUGAGGCUGGGAGCGGCCCUUCUGCGGUGGAGGUACCACACUUUGCGUGGGGAGCUUUACCGCCCAGCCUGGGAACCUCAGGACUAUGAGAUGGUCGAGCUGUUAUUACGCAGGCUACGCCUCUGGAUGGGCUUCAGCAAGGUCAAGGAGUUCCGCCACAAAGUUCGCUUUGAAGGGAUGGAGCCGCUGCCCUCUCGCUCAUCCAGGGGCUCUAAGUCAUCCCCGGACAUGCCCCCACCUAGCGGGGACUCUGAUGCCUCGCGCCCCUCCACCUCUUCCAGCCAGCUGGAGGGGCUGAGUGCGGGCCUGGGCCGGCCUGGGCCACGGGGGGAUCCCGAGCCCUCCCGCCUCCAAGCUGUGUUUGAGGCCCUGCUCACCCAGUUUGACCGACUCAACCAGGCUACGGAGGAUGUCUACCAGCUGGAGCAGCGGCUACAGAGCUUGCGCGGCCGCAGGAGUAGCCGGCCCCCAGCCUCGCCUCCUGCUGGCCUCUCCCCAGGGCUUCGGCCAGCCCUAACCACUCGCCUUGCCCGGGCCAGUCGAGGCAUUGGCCUGGCUACAGGCCCCAGCAGGGCUUCUCUGCGGGCCAAAAACAAGGUCCACCCCAGCAGCACUUAGCCCCAGCGGGGCUGAGCUCAUGCCCCUUCUCCAGGGUAGGCCUGUGGCUUUUCUUUGGCCUCUUGGAGCCAGAGAGACACCACUCAGUAUUACUUUCUGCUGCCCUCAUGGUUGGGCUGAGCAGAACAGCUGCACACAGGUCCCCCAGAGAGCGGGCAACACUUGUCUGAGUCUCUCUGUGGGCUUCAGCACUUUAAAGAGGCCAUGUGGCCAUCUAGGACCCAGGGUUCCCUCCCCGGCUCCCUGUGGGAGGACACAGCAGUAUUGGACCAAGUGCCCAGCCUCUGAGACACUAAUUUAUUUCCCGAGUCCUCAGGUACAGCGGGCUGUGCCCGGCCCCACUUCCUGGGCAAACAUCUUCCCCUUGCUAAGGAUCCAGGCUGCGGGGAGGAAACCUGCACCCCCAAUACCCUCCCCCUAAGUUAUUACCUCUCCUGUUCCCUGCUGAGUGUACUCACUUCCAGCUGCCAUCUGUGUGUCUAUCGUCAAUAAUUUAUAUGGGGUCAAAAUGUAUAUAUUUUUGUACGUCGCUGUAUUUUUCACUAGGGCCGAGGGGCCUGGUCACUGACACAGCCCCAUGCCCACUGUAACCUGCAUUGAGGGGAAGCUGGGACUAUAGAGCUGGCCUCCCCAGACACCUGCCUAAAUGGCCCGGGAUGUAGGAAGUGACAGCUGCUUCUUGGGUCCAAGCCUGGCCUCAAGCAGGUGCUUGGACAUACAGUUGUUGGAGGGCACAGCUGCCCCCUAGGCAGUUCUUAUCACCACCAUGGCCUUGUUCUCCUGCCCUGCUCAAGGCCAGGCCUAGGCCUGCUGGUGUUGGGUCUAGAUUAGGAACAGGACUAGUGUGUGGCAGAGGAGCCCAGGGUGGUUGAGGGUAAGACCCCCUCCCUGGGGCUGGCUCCUGGGACUGGGGAAGGUGAGUGUGAGAGUGCGUGUGUGAGGCUUCCCUGAAGGGAUCAGGCCUUGAUGGCAGCCCAACAAUCCCCCUGUACCGCUUCUGUGGCCAUAGCCAAAGCUACAGCCUUGAUCCUGCCCCUACCCCCAACAGACAAAGUCAAAUAAAUGAGUUGGCUGACCA
This is a messenger RNA of Pteropus alecto (black flying fox), 13942 nucleotides long. RefSeq names its product polycystin 1, transient receptor potential channel interacting (gene PKD1). The record is from RefSeq and is a predicted model, not a curated record. Gene Ontology annotation, cellular component: membrane. Gene Ontology annotation, biological process: kidney development. Gene Ontology annotation, molecular function: protein binding. The transcript is spliced from 47 exons. Lineage: Eukaryota; Metazoa; Chordata; Mammalia; Chiroptera; Pteropodidae. Bases 1 to 12864 code for a protein of 4287 amino acids.